AUGAGAACUUCGAUUCGAUUCUAUUCUAUUCCUGGAAGCGACGACGAAGGCUUUGAAGAGGACAUGGAAGCCCUAAGGAAGGCGUUCGUUCUUAGCGAGACCAACCCUAAUGACAUUCAAUGGCCCUCAACCACGGCCACCACCGUUCUUGGCGGCGCCACCUCUGACUCUGACGACGACGACCUCGAGUUGGUCCGCAGAAUACAGGAGCGGUUCUCAAUUCCCGUCGACGAGGGUACGUCGCUCAAUAUGAAUCCCCUGUGUUCGCUUCCACCGUUUGCCUCUGACGAUGACGAAGACGAUUUCGAGAUUCUUGGUGCAAUCAAGAAGCGGUUCGGUCAUUAUGAUAAUGAUAGUCUGAAACACAGCACAGAGAGUUAUUUACAUAACACUGAGCAGGUUCAUGCCACCACCAUAGCCUCGGAGACGAGCCCUAGUGAUAAUUUGUCUGUAGAUUACAGAACCAAUAUUGUUUUUGAUGGAAGUCCAGAUUGUGCGUAUCCUUGUAACAGCACCCAGAAUUUGGAAUCAUUCAAUGAGGAGACCCAGCUUUCUGGUUUAAUUGAAUGUGAAUGGCAUGAAACCAGAGAUUCUAGCUUCCCAAAAUCUGCACAGUUGAUGAUUGAUGCCAUUAAGAAGAACAGGUCCUGUCAGAAAUUUCUUAGAAGUAAGCUGAUUCAGAUGGAAGCAAGGAUGGAAGAGAACAAAAAACUGAAGGACCGUGUUAAAGCCCUAAAAGACUUUCAGUUUGGUUGCAGAAGAAGAACUGGGCUAGCAUUGUCCCAGAAAAAGGAUGCUCGUGUGCAGUUAAUUUCAGUGCCAAAGAAAAGAGCAAAUGGAAAGGUUAAUGAGAAGAUGGUUCGUGCUUUAUUAUGUUAUGGCCCUGCCGAGAAUUCUCAUGUUUCUAGUUAUAGAAUGGCAUUGACAAAUUUUCCACUCUCAUUCAGUCAGAAGGAAAGAAAGUGGUCCAAGAAAGAAAAGGAAAAUCUUGCAAAGGGAAUAAAACAACAAUUUCAAGAAGCUCUGCUUCAGAAAUCAGUUGAUCAAUUCAGUGGUAGUGUUGGGGAUUCUUCGGGAGUUUCGAAUGAUUUUGACAACAUUAUUGAAUCCAUCAAGGAUCUUGAUAUCACCUCUGAGAAUAUUAGAUUAUUUCUACCCAAAGUUAACUGGGAUCAAUUGGCUUCCAUGUACGUUCCAAGUCGCUCUGGAGCAGAAUGUCGAGCAAGGUGGCUCAACUGUGAAGACCCCUUAAUCAAUCACCGUAUGUGGACUAACACGGAGGAUAAGAAUCUUUUGCACAUUGUCCAACAGAAGGGGAUUCAUAAUUGGAUUGAUGUUGCAGUGUCACUGGGAACCAAUAGGACACCAUUUCAGUGUUUAGCACGAUAUCAAAGAAGUUUAAAUGCUAUGAUACUGAAAAGGGAGUGGACUAAGGCCGAGGAUGAUAAACUUCGUGCUGCUGUAGAAACUUUUGGCGAGAGCAAUUGGCAGCCAGUAGCUUCUACUUUGGAAGGAAGGACUGGUACCCAAUGCUCUAAUAGAUGGAAAAAAUGCCUUCACCCGACCAGGCAAAGGGUAGGGAGGUGGACUCCAGACGAGGACAAACGCCUAAAGGUGGCUGUAAUGCUUUUUGGGCCCAAAACCUGGAACAAAAUAGCUCAAUAUGUGCCUGGUCGGACUCAGGUGCAAUGUAGAGAAAGAUGGGCCAAUUCCUUAGAUCCUUCUUUAAUUCUUGGUGAAUGGACUGAGGAAGAGGAUUCAAGGUUGGAAGCAGCAAUUGCGGAGCAUGGAUAUUGCUGGUCUAAAGUUGCUGCGUGUGUGGCUCCACGUACUGAUAGUCAGUGCCGGAGGAGAUGGAAAAUGUUGUUUCCACAUGAAGUGCCUUUGCUUCAAGCAGCUAAAAAUAUACAGAAAGUUGCUCUCAUAUCAAAUUUUGUUGAUCGGCAGUCUGAGCGACCUGCCUUGGGACCUAAUGAUUUCGUUCCACCAACUAUGACAAAUUCUAUUCCUGAAUCUGAAAAUGCAAAUCCUUCUGGGAAACAGAAGAGGAAAUCGAGGAGGCGGAUAGAUUCUAAGGCAAAAGCCAAUUCUUCUAGCAACAAUCCUAUGAUCACAUCAGAUAGGCUUAUAGGGGAAGCUGAAAUUUGUUCUGAGGAAGUUUCAAUGUUAAUGAAUUACAAUGAGAUUGAGAUCUCUGGUGGGGAUGAUGCAAUUUCAAAAAAGAAGAGAGUGAGAAGGUCAUCAUCAUCUUGUCCAGAUUCAACAGUAAUGUCAACAUUAACCAAUAGUAAAGAGGUUGGGGCAUCUGAUAGGGAUAGUGCUACAAAGAAGAAAAGAGCUCCUUCUGGGAGACGCAAGAGGAAAUCAAUACCGAGUCCUGAACCCAAGGAAUUCGAUACAGCUUCUGGCAACGAUGCCAUUUCAGAGAAGAGAACACUAGUAAACCCAAUUUCAAAUGAGAAUAAGGGUAGUGGUCCAACAAAAGAACAGCCAUUAUCCUGUCCAGAUUCGAACAUAUUAAUGACCACCAAUGGUGAAGAAGCUUGUGGAUCUGCCAGGGUUGAUGCUACGAAGAAUAAAAAGGCUUCAAAAUUACAUCCUAGGAGGAAUAAAUGCAUUGAACUACCCAAGGAAGUUCCAGGAAUAACAAACUCUGAUGAGGUUGAGACCUUUGGUGGAAAUUUUGCCAUUUCAAAUAAGAGAGGAAGGGUAACUGAGGCAAACUUGACGAUGAGUGAAGGUGCCGGUCCAACAGAAUGUCAUUCAUUCUCGUGGCCAGAUUCAACAAUAUUAAUUAUAGGCAAUAGUGAAGAGGUUUUGCAAUCUGGAGGGAAUGAUGAUGCUACAAAGAAUGAAACGCCUUCAAAACUGCAGCCAAGGAAGAAUAAAACCAUUGACAUACAAGUGGAAGUCCCGGGGAUGACCAACUCUGAUGAGGUUGAAACCUUUUGCGGAAAUGGUGCCACUUCUAAGAAAAAAGGAAGGGUAGCUAGGCCACAUUCACACUCAAAGAAGAACGAAGGUACUAAUCCAACAGAAGAUCAUUCAUUAUCUAGUUCAAAUUCAACAAUGUUAGUUAUCCGCGGUGGUGUAGAGGGUGAGGCAUUUAGUCGAGACGAUGCUAGAAGAAAUACCUGUACUCAACUACCUGAGAAAAUUACAGAGAUGGUCAAUCUCAAUGAGGUUGAGACCUUGGGUGGAGGUGAAACCAUCUCAGAAUGGAGGAAAAGGUUGAUCAAGCCACAUUUAAAGCAGGAUAAAUGUAUUGAUCAAGUUCAAGAUCAUUCAUCAUCUUGUCCAGAUCCAACAUUACAUAGGAUAGUAGGUAGUGAUGAUGCAAGAAAGAAAAAAACAGCUCCUAAUCGACAUUCGAGGAGUGUAUACACUACACUUCUGCAGGAAAUCUCAGAGACAAACGAUUCUGUGGUGCUUGAGGCCUUAAGAGAAAAUGUUGCUUUUCCGAAGAAGAACAGGGAAGCAGAGCAAUAUUUAGGGAAGAGUAAAGAGUUUGGGACAUUGGGUAAUUCAUUAGUAAUGUUAUAG
Cornus florida is the source of this 3543-nucleotide messenger RNA. RefSeq lists its product as uncharacterized. The record is from RefSeq and is a predicted model, not a curated record. The transcript has a single exon. The coding region runs from base 1 to 3543 and encodes 1180 amino acids. Lineage: Eukaryota; Viridiplantae; Streptophyta; Magnoliopsida; Cornales; Cornaceae.